This is a messenger RNA of Seminavis robusta, 2061 nucleotides long. The record is from the annotation of a GenBank genome assembly. Lineage: Eukaryota; Bacillariophyta; Bacillariophyceae; Naviculales; Naviculaceae.
AUGGCCCAGUACCUUGCUUGCAGUGCACCCGAAGAAGACUCGGAGGCGUACACAGUGCCGUCUUCAGAUUUGCUAUCUGCCUGGAAGACGGCUGUUGGCGAUAUGCUAAGCGGCGGAGACUGCAGCAGCAUAUCACUUCCAACCAUCCUGACUGAUGCAAGCUAUGAAAUCGGAGUUUUGACGGAUGGCGGUGUUGACUUUUGUGUCCUUGCUUCGUUUCAAACCGAUAGCAAUGACUGGUACUCGGCGUUUCCGUAUGGCGCAGUUGUUGUAAAUCAAGACCCGAACGCCAAGGAUUUGUCUAUCGAUAUCCCCCACCCGAUCUAUGACGAUCAAACCUUCCGACAAGGCAUUGCAGUAUUCAAGGGAACAGACGCUAGAAGUUUUACUCUCUCUGGAUCCCAUCGAAAAGCAAACGCUGCAAUUAGCUGCCAGGGGUCCAGCUAUAAGAUUGCAGACGCGGCACACAACAGUGACCACACGUUCCAGAUGAGCGCUGUUGCCAUCAAGGAGUACUACGCAGCGCUUGGAAAGGACUUUACUUCCAUCCAGUUUCAUGGCAUGGGAAGCACUUGUCCUGAUGACGAUGUCUUCAUGACGCAUGGAUUCAAGACAUCACCUCAGGCUGGUGAAAAGAUCCAGCUCCUCCGCGACGCAUUCAAGAACGAGCUCGAAGAUGUGGCUGAUCAGGAUCGCAUCAGUAUGACAGGUGACACUGACUGCACAUUGACUGGUACCUCAAACACACAAGGCAGAUUCUAUAAUGGUGUAGACCUUGAUGAUGUUUGCACCACUGCACAGGUGGGCUACUCGGGCAACUUUAUUCACAUUGAGCAACAGCGAUUUAUCCGUAUUUCUACUGCCUAUGAUCAGAAGUGGAUCAAUGCCCUCAAUGCCGUCAACUUUGCAGUUGCAGCACCCCCUAUUGAGCCGGUGGCAGCCGUUCCCAAGUUGAAGCUGACCUCUUUUGAUGAAGGUGGAAUCAUGUACAAGGCGGAUGACAUUGUAAUCACUUGGGAAUCCGAAAACCUUCCAGACGAUGAAAUCGUGAAGCUUUCGGUUCAUCAUGCUGACAAGACAUGGCUGACAAAUAUUGUCAAAGCAACAGCCAACGAUGGGUCGUACACCUGGAAAGUCACCAACUCUCUUCCCGAAACCGAGGAUUUGAUCCUUCGCGUACGUAGCGAGACGACCGACAAACGCAUUCUCGACUACACUGCGUCCUUCCGAGUUGCCAAUAGGAUCGACAUCACCUCUGACAAUGGUGGAUCUUACCAGUCAGGAGAUGAAAUCACAGUAACGUGGAAUGUGGUUGACAUUCCCAAUGUGAAGAUAGACAUUUUCCAAGUGGUGGAUGAGGACUACAACAUGUUUCAAAUGUUAAUUCGUGUUCGAAACACAGAGGACACUUCUUGUCGAGAUUACACGUCCUAUUUCACUGUUCUCGAGGGUGGCGCCCCCGACCCGUCCCUCACGUUGACGUCUUUCAACGGAGGCCAAAUAUUGACCCGCAGUGCCACGAAUAUUGAGUUCACUUGGGAUUCUCAAGGAAUGCAAGAAAGUGACACUGUACAGCUUGCCUUUAUGCGGAAUGAUGAACCGAAACGCUUCAACAACUACAUUGUCACGGAGACACCAAACACAGGUUCCUACAUCCUUCCCAAGUUAGAAAGCUGGAUCAGGGCCGGAGAUGACAUUUUGGUGCGAAUCAGAAGUACAGACGACACAAGUAUCAAGGCCUAUUCAGAAGAACCCAUCACCAUCGAAGGCAUCACAAUCCAGUCACCUGCUGGUGGAGAAUCUUUUUCCGCAGGCGAUGAAGUCGCGAUUGAAUGGUCCUCGAUUGAAAUGACGGGCAACCUCUAUCUGGCAUUGAUGAAAGGUACUUCAUGGAAGAAGACCAUCGUUAAGACAUUGCCCAUCACAGCUGCCACCGGAGAGUAUCAUUGGACCAUUCCGGACGGACUCGAAGAUGGAUCCGACUACAACAUUCGUAUUCGCAGCGUCGAAGACACCAGCAUUCGCGAGUAUACGGAUGAAUUUUCCAUCACUGCCUCAUGA